Habropoda laboriosa is the source of this 2552-nucleotide messenger RNA. RefSeq names its product AMP deaminase 2 (gene AMPdeam). The transcript is spliced from 13 exons. Gene Ontology annotation, biological process: AMP metabolic process; IMP salvage. NCBI's taxonomy places the organism in Eukaryota, Metazoa, Arthropoda, Insecta, Hymenoptera, Apidae. Gene Ontology annotation, cellular component: cytosol. Gene Ontology annotation, molecular function: AMP deaminase activity. The record is from RefSeq and is a predicted model, not a curated record. Bases 225 to 2549 code for a protein of 774 amino acids.
ACCAGUUAACGUGGUCAGUGCCCUCUGAAUUACGAAUUAGACGCAUCUCGUUUAUCUCGCACAUUAUUAAUUCUUAACAUUUUUCACGUAUUGUUGUGUAGAAAAGUGUUGGUUUUAGUCAGAAAACGGAUAUUUUCACUUGUGUUUUCUGUGACAGUCUAACCACGAAAUCGUUAUCAGCAUCUGAAAGCGGCGGAAGUGUGAGGUACGACACGUUCCGCACGAUGGUGCUGGGUAAUGAAAACGACUAUUUGACUGGAUAUAAGCGCAAUUCUGUUACGGAAUGGUUACAGAAAACGGGACAGGCAAAAAACGACGGAAGUGAAAGUCCAGUUUUUGGUUUGGAAGGUGGUGGAACAGUUGCAGGUGGUGGAACCUCCAUGAGACAUGCACCACACGAAUUGCCCAAUGAAAUAUCUGCCCCCUAUGAAGUUCCACAAUUUCCCAUUGAACAAAUAGAGAAGAAGCUGCUGAUACAGAGACAAUUGACCGUCAAAGCUGCUAAGGAUCUAGAGGAACGUCGUAGCCAUUAUGAACCAUCGAUUGGUCCCGGUGUAUCAGAUGAUGUCGAUCAUCUUUUCAAUCUCGAGGAAAAUGACUUUGUCCCGCAUUUCCAGAGAGUCUCCAUAUCUGGUGAAGAUACUUCCGGGGUACCCUUGGAAGAUCUUCAACAGGCAUCCCAGAUGUUGAUCCAAGCAUUGGCCAUACGUGAGAAAUACAUGAACAAUUCUAAACAAAGCUUUCCAUCGAUAACGUCACGAUUUCUGCGUAGUGCCGACAAAAGGCCGGUGAACAGUGACGAUGAAGUUCAACACGAUGAUCGUAAAGCUAUCGCAGAUCAUCCUGUGCACGCACCUGCAUCUCGAGGAGAUCCGUGGGAAUGCGAAUUUCCUCCGACAAAGAAUUACAAAAUUGCCCCUGUUAACGGUGUCUUCAAUCUCUAUGCUAACGAAGAAGAUUUUGAUAAUGGGAUGCCAAUUCCUUACUCGUAUCCUGAUUUAGCGACUUUUGUCAGGGACAUGAACGUGUUCUGCGCUAUGAUCGCCGAUGGCCCGCUAAAAUCCUUUUGCUACAGAAGACUGAGUUACCUUUCGUCGAAAUUCCAACUACAUGUAUUGUUAAACGAGCUUAGAGAACUUGCCAGUCAGAAAGCAGUUCCCCAUAGGGACUUCUAUAACAUCAGAAAGGUCGAUACGCAUAUUCAUGCGGCAUCUUGUAUGAAUCAGAAACACCUACUUAGGUUUAUCAAGAAAACUUUGAAAAAUCAUGCGGACGAAAUUGUAACAUGUUCGAAAAAUGGAGAAACAAUGACACUUCGAGAAGUAUUUCAGUCGAUGAAUCUAACGACGUACGAUCUCAGCGUUGAUAUGCUGGACGUGCAUGCAGAUAGAAAUACGUUUCAUAGGUUCGAUAAAUUCAAUGCCAAGUACAAUCCGAUCGGUGAAAGUCGCCUUCGUGAAGUGUUUCUAAAGACGGAUAACUAUCUGAACGGUAAAUUUUUCGCACGUAUAAUUAAAGAAGUUGCCAGCGAUCUUGAAGAAUCGAAAUAUCAAAACGCGGAAUUGCGUCUUUCGAUUUACGGUAAAAAUCCAGAGGAAUGGGACAAAUUGGCCAAAUGGGCUAUUCAAAGCGACGUAUAUUCGGAUAAUGUGCGCUGGCUCAUUCAAAUUCCGCGGCUUUAUGAUAUUUUUAAGCUGAACAAAUUGAUGACAAACUUCCAAGAGAUUCUGAAUAACAUCUUCCUUCCUCUCUUUGAAGUGACAAAUGACCCCAACACUCAUCCAGAACUACAUAAAUUCCUUCAAUAUGUAAUAGGAUUUGAUUCGGUUGAUGAUGAAAGUAAACCUGAAAAUCCUACAUUUGACAAAGAUGUUUGUCCACCCCAAGAAUGGGAUGAUAUUGAAAAUCCUCCCUAUGGAUAUUAUCAAUACUACACUUACGCUAAUAUGACCGUUUUGAAUCAUUUCAGAGCGGAACAAGGUUUAAAUACUUUUGUUCUUAGACCUCAUUGUGGUGAGGCUGGUCCCAUUCAACAUCUUGUGUGCGGUUAUAUGAUGGCAGAAAACAUUUCCCACGGUCUUUUGCUUCGAAAAGUUCCAGUACUGCAGUAUUUAUAUUACUUGGCACAAAUUGGGAUCGCAAUGUCACCUCUUAGUAAUAACUCACUCUUUUUAAAUUAUCAUCGUAAUCCUCUACCAGAAUAUUUAGCAAGAGGAUUGUGCGUAAGCCUUUCCACAGACGACCCUCUCCAAUUUCAUUUUACGAAGGAACCUUUAAUGGAAGAAUACAGUAUUGCUGCGCAAGUAUGGAAACUUAGUUCAUGCGAUAUGUGUGAAUUAGCGCGCAAUUCAGUACUUAUGAGUGGUUUCCCACAUAAGAGUAAACAAUACUGGCUUGGGCCAAAUUAUACUAAAGAGGGAGUAGCCGGUAAUGAUAUUACGCGAACAAACGUACCGGAUAUUCGGGUGGCCUAUAGAUACGAAACAUUAGUAGACGAAUUAUCGAAUAUUUUUAAAGUCGUCGAAAACCCCCAAGCCAUUCUAAUUUAAUUC